CCGCCCCGGGCGCGUACCCCGCUGCCCCGGGACCUCGGCCUCCGGCUCCCCGCCGCCCUUCCGUCAACGCCUCGUCCGCCCGCGCGCCCACCCAUGGCCAGGAAGGUGCUCUCGCUGCUGCUGCCCUUGCUGCUGGCCGCCGUGGGCCUCGCAGGCCUCCUGCUGCUGUGCAUCCCCACCCGCGACGUCCGGGAGCCGCCCGCCCUCAAGUAUGGCAUUGUCCUGGAUGCUGGCUCUUCCCACACAUCCAUGUUCAUCUACAAGUGGCCGGCAGACAAGGAGAAUGACACAGGCAUCGUGGGCCAGCACAGCUCCUGUAAUGUGCACGGUGGGGGCAUCUCCAGCUAUGCAGACAACCCUUCCGGGGCCGGGCAGAGUCUUGUCAAAUGUCUGGACCAGGCGCUUCGGGACGUGCCCAAGGAGAGACACGUGGGCACGCCCCUCUACCUGGGAGCCACGGCAGGCAUGCGCCUGCUCAACCUGACCAGCCCAGAGGCCUCGGCCAAUGUGCUCGCGGCUGUGACUCAGACGCUGACCCAGUACCCCUUUGACUUCCGCGGUGCCCGCAUCCUCUCAGGCCAGGAGGAGGGGGUGUUUGGCUGGGUGACCGCCAACUACCUGCUGGAGAACUUCAUCAAGUAUGGCUGGGUGGGCCGGUGGUUCCGGCCAAGGAAGGGGAUGCUGGGGGCCAUGGACCUGGGGGGCGCCUCCACACAGAUCACCUUCGAGACAGCCAGCCCAGCUGAGGAUCCAGCCAACGAGGUCCAGCUGCGGCUCUAUGGCCAGCAUUACCGCGUCUACACCCACAGCUUCCUCUGCUAUGGCACUGACCAGGUCCUCAAGAGGCUGCUGGCUGGAGCCCUCCAGACCCACAGCUCCCACCCCUGCUGGCCGAAGGGCUACUUCACCCAAGUGCAGCUCCAGGAUGUGUAUGGGUCGCCGUGCACGGCUGCCCAGCGGCCCCCGACCUUCAACAGCAGUGCCAAGGUCAGCGUGUCAGGGAGCAGUGACCCGGCCCUCUGCCGCAGCCUCGUCUUGCGGCUCUUCAACUUCUCCUCCUGCGGCUUCUCCCGGUGCUCCUUCAAUGGCAUCUUCCAGCCCCCUGUGGCUGGGAACUUUAUCGCCUUCUCUGCUUUCUUCUACACCAUGGACUUCCUGACGACUGUGAUGGGGCUGCCUGUGGCAACCCUGCGGCAGCUGGAAGCAGCCGUGGUCACCAUCUGCAACCAGACGUGGAGUGAGCUGCAGGCUCGGGCGCCGGGGGAGGGGGCCCACUUGCCCAACUACUGCGCCGCGGCCACAUUCGUGCAGCAGCUGCUAAGCCGGGGCUACGGCUUCGACGAGCGCGGCUUCAGCUCAGUGACCUUCCAGAAGAAGGCCGGGGACGCCGCGGUCGGCUGGGCGCUCGGCUACAUGCUGAACCUGACCAACCUGAUCCCCGCCGACCCGCCGGGGUUGCGCAAGGGCACGAACUUCAGCUCCUGGGUCGUCCUCCUCCUGCUCUUCGCCGCCAUGCUCGUGGCCGCGCUCGUCCUGCUGCUGCGCCAGGCGCGCUCCGCCAAGUCGGCGAGCGCCAUCUAGGGGCGGGCUGGGAGCCCCAUAUCCCCCCAUCCUUCAGCCCCACCCCACCCUCGACUUCUCCGCUCCUAAUGCAGCCCCGGGCCGAGACCGGGACUCCGGCGCCCACGGCCACACGGGGCCGGAAUGGGUGAAGGGAACCGAAUCCUGCCCCUCCUGCCCGCUCCAGCUUUGGUUUCGCCUCAAGGCCUCGUGCUCCUCCUCCUCUUACUGGGGGUGGGGGAUUCAGACACCCCACAGCCCUCGGCCUGGGACUGCAGGGCUGGGUCUCCAGGGAGUGCAGCCUUUAUUCUGAUAAUCAGGGCUCUCAGAGUCCCCUCCUACCCCCACCCUCCGGAGUCCCAGUCUGUAUUGGGGCGGGGAGUCAGAGCCGACAGGCUGGGAGCCAGCCCAGCACCUACUUGUAAACAUUUGUAAUAAAGAGUUUUUCCUA
This is a messenger RNA of Ceratotherium simum simum (southern white rhinoceros), 2011 nucleotides long. It is a transcript of the gene ENTPD2, whose product is annotated as ectonucleoside triphosphate diphosphohydrolase 2. The record is from RefSeq and is a predicted model, not a curated record. Lineage: Eukaryota; Metazoa; Chordata; Mammalia; Perissodactyla; Rhinocerotidae. Gene Ontology annotation, cellular component: plasma membrane. Gene Ontology annotation, biological process: nucleoside diphosphate catabolic process. Gene Ontology annotation, molecular function: ribonucleoside triphosphate phosphatase activity; GDP phosphatase activity; UDP phosphatase activity.